GCUGUGUUUUGCUGCCCAUUUUAUUUCGAAUCUGGCGCGAACCGGCGAGCCAGUUCCUGAAUCAGUCACGUGGUACGGGCUGCCCGCGAGGCCUCGAACGUCACUGCAUACGUAAUCAAAGCAAGCCUCGAGACGCGCUUCACAAAAACUCCCCCGAGAUUACCCGACACAGAUAUCGAAGCUUCGACACACAGGUCACAUCACUAUCGAUCAUAUACCAUUACCGACGUCUGGAUCGAUAUCUGUAUCGAUCUGCCCACCCUUGUCUCCUGGAUCGUAGCUGAGAUCAGCGUUAACCACGUGGGUCUCUGCUCCGAUCUGUUUCCUGUGUUUGGAAAGAGUUCCAGCUUCAUCACGGAGUUUCUCUCGGUUUGUGGGCUCAUCUAAAGGACCAACGUAGACAGAGAAGUCAGCGCUCUCAGGAGGCCGACAAACCUCACAGAAGAAAGAGACGAGUGACGAGUGUGGGAAGGAUUUUCCUCAAAGCUUCACUAAAAAAGCAUCAGGCCAUCCACAUGGGAGAGAGACCGUUCAGCUGUGAAGACUGUGGAAAGUCUUUUAUCAAGUCUAGAGACUUGAAAAGACACCAACUCAUCCACACUGGAGAGACACCGUUCAGCUGUGAAGACUGUGGAAAGUCUUUUAUCAAGUCUAGAGACUUGAAAAGACACCAACUCAUCCACACUGGAGAGACACCGUUCAGCUGUGAAGACUGUGGAAAGUCUUUUACGCAGUCUGCAAACUUAAAAAAGCACCAACUCAUCCACACUGGAGAGAGACCGUUCAGCUGUGAAGACUGUGGAAAGUCUUUUACGCAGAUGUCAAACUUAAAAAAACACCAAAUCAUCCACACUGGAGAGAGACCGUUCAGCUGUGACGAGUGCGGCAGGUCUUUUACCCAGUCUGCAAGCCUAGUAAAACACCAAACCAUCCACACUGGACAGAGACCAUUCAGUUGUAAAUUCUGUGGAAAAUGUUUUCCCUCAGCUUCAAGCUCAAAAAGACACCAGGUCAUCCACAGUGGAGUUAAAGCGUACACCUGUGAUCAGUGUGGCAAAGCUUUUACUCAGCGUAGUGGCUUACAGAGUCAUCUAGUUACCCACUCUGGAAUUAAGGCAUACACCUGUGAUCAGUGUGGCAAAGCUUUUACUCAGCGUAGUGGCUUACAGAGUCAUCUAGUUACCCACUCUGGAAUUAAGGCAUACACCUGUGAUCAGUGUGGCAAAGCUUUUACUCAGCGUAGUGGCUUACAGAGUCAUCUAGUUACCCACUCUGGAAUCAGAGCAUACAGCUGUGACAUUUGUGGAAAAACUUUCAAUCAUCAAUGGAAUCUGAAAAAACAUCAACAUAGACACAAUAGAGAAGAAAUGAACUAUUGCCAAGAAUGUGGGAGAGGUUUCACGACAUCAAAUGGCUUAAAACGACAUGAACUCAUUCACAGUGGGGUUAAAAAGCACCUCUGUGACCAGUGUGGGUCGUCCUUCACCACUGUGAGUCACCUUAAAAGACACAAAAGAGUCCACACAGGAGAGAAACCAUACAAGUGCAGACACUGUGAAAAAAGUUUCUCGCAAACGAGUUCUCGUAGUCUUCAUGAACGUAGACACAUUAAAGGAAACUUCAGCUGUGGCCAGUGUGACAAGAGCUUCAGGAAUCUCAGUUCAUACUCCGAACACAAACGAUCCCACAUUACUAAUAAACUGUUUCACUGUUACCAAUGUGCCAAAACAUUCACUUCAUUGUCUGCUCUGUGCCAA
This is a messenger RNA of Oreochromis niloticus (Nile tilapia), 1757 nucleotides long. RefSeq names its product zinc finger protein 184-like. The annotation marks the transcript as partial. Gene Ontology annotation, molecular function: RNA polymerase II cis-regulatory region sequence-specific DNA binding; DNA-binding transcription factor activity, RNA polymerase II-specific. The record is from RefSeq and is a predicted model, not a curated record. The transcript has 2 exons. Gene Ontology annotation, biological process: regulation of transcription by RNA polymerase II. NCBI's taxonomy places the organism in Eukaryota, Metazoa, Chordata, Actinopteri, Cichliformes, Cichlidae.